Messenger RNA from Sardina pilchardus (European sardine), 2553 nucleotides. It is a transcript of the gene arrb2a, whose product is annotated as arrestin, beta 2a. Bases 180 to 1427 code for a protein of 415 amino acids. The transcript is spliced from 16 exons. Gene Ontology annotation, cellular component: cytoplasm. Gene Ontology annotation, molecular function: angiotensin receptor binding. Lineage: Eukaryota; Metazoa; Chordata; Actinopteri; Clupeiformes; Clupeidae. The record is from RefSeq and is a predicted model, not a curated record. Gene Ontology annotation, biological process: positive regulation of ERK1 and ERK2 cascade; signal transduction; G protein-coupled receptor internalization.
GGGCAGUCAUGUCAGUGGAGGAGGAGCGAAGGAAGGGAAGUGUGGGGGUAGCACGUUCUGAAAGAAAUACCGAGAUAGAAAACCCGAAUAGGCGCAUUGAAAGCAGUACUUUCUAUCUGAAUGUUUUAAACGGAUCCACCGAGAAGUCGUUAAGCUCACAGCUUUAAGCUGCCCUGGAGAUGGGGGACAAGGCGGGGACCAGGGUAUUCAAGAAGUCAAGCCCCAACUGUAAGGUCACAGUGUACCUGGGUAAAAGAGAUUUUGUGGACCAUUUGGACCAGGUGGACCCAGUAGACGGAGUAAUCCUGGUUGACCCAGAAUACCUGAAAGACAGAAAAGUGUUUGUGACCCUCACCUGUGCUUUUCGGUAUGGCCGCGAGGACCUGGACGUCCUUGGCCUGUCUUUCCGGAAGGAUCUGUACAUUUCCACUUUUCAGGCGUUCCCACCAAUCCCGGACGAGCGCAAGCCCAACAGUCGCCUGCAGGAGAGGCUGCUUAGGAAAUUAGGCCAGCAUGCACAUCCCUUUCAUUUCACUAUCCCUCAAAACCUCCCCUGCUCUGUCACUUUGCAACCAGGACCCGAGGACACUGGAAAAGCCUGUGGAGUUGACUUUGAGAUAAGAGCAUUCUGUGCCAAAUCAGUCGAAGAGAAGAUACACAAAAGGAAUUCUGUGAGGUUAGUGAUACGUAAAGUGCAGUAUGCGCCCGAGAAGCCGGGACCCCAGCCCAUGGUGGAGACGACUCGCAGCUUCCUGAUGUCCGAUCGCUCGCUUCACCUGGAGGCCUCUCUAGAUAAAGAGCUAUACUACCACGGAGAGCCCAUCAGCGUGAAUGUCCACGUCACCAACAACUCCACUAAGACAGUCAAAAGAGUCAAAAUCUCCGUUCGUCAGUAUGCUGACAUAUGCCUGUUCAGCACUGCACAGUAUAAGUGUCCAGUAGCCCAGCUGGAGGCGGACGACCAGGUGUCGUCCAGCUCAACGUUUUGUAAGGUGUACACACUGACGCCCACACUGAACAACAACCGCGAGAAGCGGGGCCUGGCCCUGGACGGCAAGCUGAAGCACGAGGACACUAACCUGGCCUCCAGCACCAUUGCGAAGGACGUCAGCAACAAGGAAGUGCUGGGCAUCCUGGUGUCCUAUCGGGUGAAGGUCAAGCUGGUGGUUUCGCGCGGAGGGCUCUUAAGCGGAUUGUUGGAGAGGGACGUGUCGGUGGAGCUGCCCUUUGUCUUGAUGCACCCCAAACCCACAGACCUCCCAGUGUCUCGGCCACCAUCAGCUGUCCCUGAGAUGGAUCCUCCUAUUGACACAAACCUAAUUGAGUUUGACACAAACAGCUUCUCUCAAGAUGACGACUUUGUGUUUGAAGACUUUGCCCGUUUAAGGCUUAAAGGAGUGAUCAAUGAGAAGGAUGAAGACUGCUAAAGAUAUUUCUUUUUUUCUCUCUUUCUGUAACAUCCCCUCCUCCUCUCCUUUCGCCUUCUUUCUCUCCCACACACAAUCUAUAUAUCAUUCGUGUAUACUGAACAGAGAAAACGGUCUGCCUGAGACUGACACUGAAAACCCUGUCCUCCAUCUCUUUGACGCAUUUAUCCCCUGCUUAGGAGUUUUAUUGAAACAAGGCAGCUUUAUCAUUUACAGGGACCCACCACAGUUACUGUAAUUAGAGAAAGAGUUGAGCGAGAGGGAGAGAGAGAGAGAGAGAGAGAGAGAGAGAGAGAGAGUGAGAGAUCAAAACAGGUGCUGGUGAGUUUUCACAUGAAGCGAGGCAUCUGUUUUUGACCAUGAUGGACUCUGCGAAGAAACAAACCAUUACAAAUGACCCUCUUCUGCUUUUCUGCAAGUUUUUUAAAUUCAGUUGUUCGUCAAAUAGCUUAACUUCUCUGUGACGGGGGGAUUAAAAAAUAACAAUCGCAAAGGACAUCAGGAUCAGCAUCAUCUCAGCUCCCGUAUGCAGUCUUACUUAGAAUGUGAAGAUACCCGUGGAAUCGUGGAUUAUGAUGCCCUGUCAUUUUACAUAUAUGAAAAUCCUAUUUAAUAAGUGUCAUUUGCAUUGUGAGAUCAUGAUCUAGAUUUGAAGUGAAGUUGAAAUUAAAAUGAUGGCGUGAAAAGGGUGACAAAAGAACACCUUUUUCACAUGUCUGGGGAGUUGUCAACUGAUAGCUUGCCCUAAUGAGCUGCACGGCACAAGUGGAAAUUGUUAUAGUGUUCGCUUUUGCAUGAAGCUUUGACAGGUGUUAACUUGCGAGAACACCAAAUUCAGAGCAGUCUGUGCUUUCACUCCCGAGGGGUGGGGUGGGUGGGUGGGGGGGGGGGAAUCAUGUCAAGAAUGGAGCAUUCUGUGUUGCUGUGAAGGAUCUUUUCGUGUGUGUGUGUGUGUGCGUGCGUGCGUGCGUGCGUGCGUGCGUGUGGAUGUGAAUGUCCUGCAAUCCUGUACAAAUGAAUGAGACUGCUGCUUUUCUGUUCUGUUGGACACCAUUGACAAAACAGAACAACGGGUUAAGAUGAAACAAGCUGUUGAUAAUAAUUAUUGUUAUGUUCAUUUUCAUCA